CGUAACCCCCGCCGUCUUUCUGCACAUUUAUCAGUAGUGUUCCCCCUCCGAUUAAUUAAGCAUCAUUUCUCUAUCCUCAAUCUUAUCAUUUCUAGAGAAAUUCAUCCCAAAGAAACAAACAAUGGGUUCAGCUUCAAAACAAUCCCGGAAAAUUGAUAGAAUCAGUGAUCUGCCUGACUCGCUGCUGGUGAAUAUUCUCUCGUUGCUUCCAAUUAAAUCUGCUGCGCGUACGAGUGUGUUGUCGAAAAGAUGGAGGCCCCUCUGCCUGUAUCUCGAAAAACUUCAAUUUUCGGAUCGUCGGUAUUCUGGAAUAAAGUUUGCCAACUUUGUUGAUAGAUUGUUGUUGCAUAAGCCUCCUGGUUUGAAAAUGGAUCAAUUAGGCUUGUAUUGCGGUAAUAAUUACUGUCCCAGCCGUGUUACUGACUGGAUUCUGAACGUGGUUGAACGUAAUUUAAAAAAAUUAGAGCUUAACUUUCGGUUUGGGAAAUUAUGGGAAUUGAUCCCAGAUGUUUACAUCUGUACUAGUCUUGAAGUUCUUCGACUCGUUGGUGAUAUCUUGGUUGAUCCUCCCGAGGAUGUUAGGUUUUCAAGGCUUCGGGUCCUUGAAUUUAAAAAAAUUAGGGUUUCCAGUUGUGAGGCAGUUGGGGAGAUUUUGCUCAACUGUCCUGUGCUUGAAGAUUUAACUAUUGAUGACUGUGUAUGGCUUGACGGCUAUUGUUUAACUAUCUUUGGACCUUCAAUGAAGAAGUUGUCAAUGUCUUUUAGGUCGUGGGCUAAUGAAGAAUUUUCGCUUGGGAUUUUGAUUUUUACGCCAAGACUGGAGACUCUUUAUAUUGAAUCUUUUGUAUCUGAUGAUAUCUUCAUCAAUGAUAAUUUUCAGUUUCUCACAACUGCUUAUAUCGACGUAAAAGAGAUGAUAGAAGGAGCUGUACCAAGCAGUGUGUUCGGGUUGCUGAAAAGGAUUAAUCAGGUUAAAUUUCUGGAUUUAGGUUUUGAAACUGUGGAGGCCCUCAAUUCGGCACAUAAUUAUGAUCCAACAGCAGUGCAUCAAGGGUUUCCUUUAUUUCAUAACUUGAACAAGUUGUGUCUUACUGUUAGCAUGUAUUGUGGACUAACUUUACUGGACGACUUCCUACAGAACUCACCGAACCUCCAAAGCCUUCAAUUUCCACAUGGGCUUGUUGAUUUCGAUGAAUCUUCGUACUUCUCAUGGGGAUUUUCAAGGGUUCCAGAAUGCCUAUCCAUGCAUCUAGAGAAAGUAAAGAUCUACGAAUUUCAUGGAACGGAUGAGGAGAUGUCACUUGUUCGAUACUUGCUAGAACAUGGGAGUGCUUUGAGAAAAGUAUUAAUACAUUUUUCAAGUUUUUGGGAAGAUCCAGAUCAGGUCCAUGAGGUCCAGGAAGAAUUAUUAACCUAUCACAGAGAAUCAACAACUUGCGAGCUUAAUAUAUCAUUUUAAAUGAAUUUAAACCUGCUCUUUAUAGUAACCAAGUGUCUGAGGUACACUCUCUGCACUAAUUGUUCUUUUCUUUUAGACUGUAUUAUUAGUUGUUGCUACACCA
This is a messenger RNA of Daucus carota subsp. sativus, 1562 nucleotides long. Its product is annotated as FBD-associated F-box protein At4g10400-like. NCBI's taxonomy places the organism in Eukaryota, Viridiplantae, Streptophyta, Magnoliopsida, Apiales, Apiaceae. The coding region runs from base 122 to 1459 and encodes 445 amino acids. The record is from RefSeq and is a predicted model, not a curated record. Gene Ontology annotation, molecular function: protein binding. The transcript is spliced from 3 exons.